This is a messenger RNA of Gekko japonicus, 2036 nucleotides long. Its product is annotated as cyclin-L1-like. Gene Ontology annotation, biological process: regulation of transcription by RNA polymerase II. Gene Ontology annotation, cellular component: nucleus. The record is from RefSeq and is a predicted model, not a curated record. The transcript has 6 exons. NCBI's taxonomy places the organism in Eukaryota, Metazoa, Chordata, Lepidosauria, Squamata, Gekkonidae. Gene Ontology annotation, molecular function: cyclin-dependent protein serine/threonine kinase regulator activity.
UCAGAGCAGGGUUCUGUCCGACUGCUACAACUCCUGCUGUCACUGCUUUUGUCAUCUUAGGAACUAUAUGAAUGACAGCCUACGGACGGACGUCUUUGUGAGGUUCCACCCUGAGAGCAUUGCCUGUGCCUGCAUCUACCUGGCGGCUAGGACCCUAGAGAUACCACUUCCAAGUCGCCCUCACUGGUUUCUACUCUUUGGAGCAACUGAAGAGGAGAUUCAGGAGAUCUGCAUAAAAAUCUUGCAGCUCUAUACACGGAAAAAGGUGGAUUUGGCUGUCUUAGAAAGCAGAGUAGAGAAGAAGAAGCUGGCCAUCGAGGAGGCCAAAGCCCAGGCAAAAGGCCUGUUACCUGAAGGAACGCCCAAUUUGGAUACUGUAUCAGGAUUUUCUCCUGCCCCCAAAACUGAAUCUCCGAAAUAAAAUAAAGGCACCAAGCCUUCCCCGCUCGCCGUGCAGGCGAUCAAAAACACCAAGAGGAAAAUGGAAGGGAUGAAAAGAGUCAAGUCAAACAGCCCGGUCAAUGGUGUUCAGAAAGGCAGAGAGAGCAGGAGUCGGAGCGGAAGCAGAGACCCGAGUUAUUCCCGGUCUCCUUCAAGGUCACCGACUCCGAAACAAAGGAAGAGCGAGAGCUAUUCCCCCUCCAGUGGCUCCAAAUCUCACAGUCGCUCAAGAAGCCGCAGCGAUUCCCCCCCGCGGCAGUUCAACCACAGCAGCUCCAGCUACAAAAGCUCCAAGGUGAGGAGCUACAAAAAGGCCCAGAGCUACAAGUACGCCUCUCCCAAGCAGCGGAAAUCGCGCAGCAGGAGCUCCUCUCGGUCGCGGAGCCGCUCGCGGGAACGUUCAGACCACUCCGGGAAAUACAAGAAGAAGAGCCACUACUAUAGGGAUCAGCGGCCCGAACGGCCCCACUCGUACGAGAGGCCGAGCCACCGCUAUGACAGGGACCACCCCGGCCACAGCCGGCACCGGAGGUGAAGCGGUGCUGGUGAACGGCCAGAGGAAGCCCCUCUCUCUUCUUUCUGGAUUUGUCAGGGAGCAAGUUGGCCUCUUGGUUGCAGUCGGAGGACUUGGAAACUCAUCUCAGACUAGUUGUGUGCCAGUCCUGGCGCCAAGCCUCAAGGGAUGAUAUUGAAAUGGGCUUAUUCUGGAUAGUGUCUGUUUUGAGAAUCCCUCUGUAGUUCUCUGGGGAGGUUGCCUUCCUUUCCUGGAUCUUUCAUCUGUUCUUACUCUCGGACUGGAGAUGCUGCUAUGCACUGUAGGAGUGGGGAUCGUGUCCUGAUACGGUUGGAUUCUUUGGAGAGAGCUGCCUUCCCGCAGGCUGUUGACUUUGACGACUGACCUCCCUUUUCCCAAAGCAUCUUGGAAGCACAGCCCUUGUGGCAUUGCUUGGUGCUAACAGUAGUCUGUCUCUUUCUCUUUUGGGGUUUGUUUUGUUUUGUUCACAGCAGACACGAUUGCGUUGUAUAACACAAGGUGAUAUUUGAUUUUCAGAAGCGAUGCCUAUAUUAGGCAGGAAUUUUUUUGUACAUAUACAACGUUGAACAGUAAGGACAGAGAAAGGCCUUAAUAUAACCCUUUAAACUUUAAAUUGCAGAUGCAUUUUGGGGGGGGGAGCUUGCGACCUGCAUAUUGAAUGUUGAGGACUUCAGAUUCCUCAGCUGAAGACUUUGCUUUUUUCCCCCCCCUUUUGCAUAAAGAACUCUGUGGAAAUGUGAAAGAAGUAUUUAGAUUUUGUGCAUUGGAAAGUGGUCUGUUUUAUAAACUGGUGGAAUGCCUGGUGCUGGCCACCAGCUCAGGACUUGGGCCAUUUUCAUAUAAUUAUGUGGUUUAGAUACUCUCUACUCAGGAUCUUAAAAAAGAAAAAAAAAAAGACGCUGAAAAACUGAUCGCUUGUCCAUGCUUUGCUUGCUUAAGAGAAGGUGUUUAUGUUAAAAAAAACAAAUGUACACGGCACAGGAAUAUCCGUUUUAGUGGUAUUACCUGAGCUAUUCUCCUGUUCCCCGGUUUCAUUAAAGUAUUUGAUUUUGUAUUUAAA